AUUUUUUUGUAGGCUAAAAAAUGUGCAGCUCACUAUCUCAGUCUAGAACCUCCCUCCAUAGCAAUAAUAUCUUCUACACUUCUUCUCCAUGGAUGACAACGAGUGGGAGUCAGUUCACCCAUCAAGCUCUGACGAAGACGAUGGCGACACGGUGGUCGUACUCACCAAUUCCACCAAUCCCCCAGUUUCUCCCCCAACCACCCACCACAACUCACCCGUUUUCCCCCAACACCCACAAGACACCCACCUACAACAACCACCACCGUCACCACCAUCAUCUCACUCUUCUUCAACAACCCCAUACGGUACCGAGAUAGUGGAAACUGAGUCGACUCAGCCACCGGAAGUGACAGAUAAGACGUUGUUUAAGGCGGGUUAUGGGGUUUUGAGCUCAUGGGUUUUGAGGAUUGGGUAUGGGGUUCGGAGUAGAAUUGGGUUUUGGUCGGUUGUUUCGGUGGGUGUGGUUGCGGCGGUGGUGGCGUAUGCUAGGCGGUGGCAGCGGUGGCAGAGGUUGGCGGAGAGAGAUUACAGGGAGAAGUUGUUGGUUCUGUUGAAGCAGAAAGAUGAGAAAAUAAAACAACUUCUGCUCCAAAUAGAGCGAAUGAAUGAAGCCCUGUCAGUUCGGCGAAGGGUUCCAGUGAUUCGGGUUGUGGUUGAUAGCCCAGUGGUGAUCGGUCCAAGGUUAAACUGACUGCCAACCUGGCACUCGCCUAGUCGCCUGUAAGUUGCAAGUCCCUGGUUGCGGAAAUAUAGCAAGGUUAAGAGUUGGACCAUAUUUUAGCUCGUGCAUAUUGAAUGUUCGGUUCAUGAACCAUGUAAUAAUCUAUAUGUUAUGCAUUCGGGCAUAUGUAUAUUGUUCCAAUAGAUGCGUCGAAUUCUAUCCGUAUAUAUGUAUUCAUACUGUGAGAUACGCGUCUUUUUGAGUGUAUAAACCUAAAUUUGUAUUUUUGUUUUGUGA
This is a messenger RNA of Helianthus annuus (common sunflower), 958 nucleotides long. RefSeq lists its product as uncharacterized. Lineage: Eukaryota; Viridiplantae; Streptophyta; Magnoliopsida; Asterales; Asteraceae. The transcript is spliced from 2 exons. Bases 89 to 691 code for a protein of 200 amino acids. The record is from RefSeq and is a predicted model, not a curated record.